Molecule: messenger RNA, 11590 nt
Organism: Pocillopora damicornis (cauliflower coral)
Lineage: Eukaryota; Metazoa; Cnidaria; Anthozoa; Scleractinia; Pocilloporidae
Biological process (GO): monoatomic ion transmembrane transport
Cellular component (GO): membrane; transmembrane transporter complex
Molecular function (GO): protein binding; monoatomic ion channel activity
Source: RefSeq, a predicted model, not a curated record
UACAAAGUUCGACAGGUAUUAAAAAGCUUAAGUACGACGAUUAUUACAAAGUGCAACAGAACAUACGUCAGUUGAUCAGGGUAGCAUUUCCUGCUCACGUUAAGUGGACUAUUGGACUGGAUAAUUAAUUUCACUGAUCAUCAGCUAUUAUAUUACUAUAUUGAUUUAUCACCUUUAUAUCCACUUCUAUAUUCUGUCUGAAUAGUGAAUGCAAUAAUGAAUAGGAAAGUAUGAUACAAUGACACAAGUUCUGAAGAAUAAAUUUACAAGGUAGCCUGAAGAGGCUAAGUAAGUACAUACUCUAAGAAUGAGAUCGUCAAGUCCUAGUCCAGUCUCUAGUUAAAACGAGACUUUCUCAUAAGAAAAUAGUGUCUAUUUGAAGUAAGAACAGACUGAUAUGGGUAGACUACGGUCACCAACCUUGGCAAAACGUUCUGGUGUAUCUUUGCCUGAGAAGAGACUUCAAGCUUCUCUCGGCGCAAUUACAAAAACAUUUUAAGAAUUUUAACUAAAUUUGGGAGAAAUCUUAUUCUACAGAUUUCAACACCUCGAUAACAAAAGAUACACGCUUCUAUCUAUUUGAGUUGUUACUUUAUCUCAUUAUCACAACAAUUGAAGUGAAAUGAUUGUUUUUAAAUUUUGCAUAGUUUGGUAAACGAGGUGCUUGACAAAGUCACGUUCAAAUUGCAAAUAUUGUCGUUUUGCGUAUUUCCUGACAUGAAAAUGCUUAUGACAUCACAAACAAAGCUCAGACAAGGAUUUUGAUUGGCGUAUAAAUGUUUAAGACACGAUCUGUUCUUCAUCGGAAAUAAAGGUCUCGACACGUGAUUUCGCAAUUAUAAAGCCACACAUCCUCUUCACCUCGGCAGGUAUUGCUGUCGAUGUCACGAACGAAGUAGCUGAGAUGAGAAAAUCGAAGAAAGACAGUAAAGUUGCAGACGAAAACGAGAGCUCAAGGAAACCGAAAGGACGCCGGGAGAGGUUUUGUAACCCUUUUAAGACUUCGAAGGAUGCGGAAUAUCCUGAUGGCAAAUACGAUCUACCUCUGGUCGAUUAUCAACCCGUGGCAAACCCCGAUAGGACCUUUGUGUACGAUGAUGGCGCUCUGGAAGUCAGCGACACUGGGGUAACCUCUGUGUCACCUCGUGCUCUGAAGAUUUUUGAAGCGAUUCGUGAAGAAGAAGUGGAACUGGUCCUGGAAGAGCUCAGUAACCUGCAAGACACUCACGAGAUCGACAAGAAAGAUGGCCAUGGCUUCGCCCUUAUUCAUGUUGCAGCACGAUACAAUUUUAACAGAAUCGUCCACACUCUGUUAGAUUAUGGGGCAGAUAUAAACAUUGGUACCAGUCAGUUUAAGUGGACGCCUCUACACUUAGCCGCCAGGUUCAAUGGUCUCUCCACUGUAAACGUUCUUUUGCAACGAGGAGCAGACCCAUCCAUUAAAGGCAUCAAAGGAAGCACCCCACUGCACUUCGCAGCGCUCCGAGGAAACGAAGAGAUCGUAAAAGCUCUUCUGGAGCAUCCUUCAGUAAAGAUUGACGAAAAAGAUGGCUCAGGACAAACUGCUUUGCACCUAGCUUGCGGCGAAGGACAUGGCAAAGUUUCCCAAAUUCUCAUGAAUUAUGGAGCAGACAUUAGGGCAGUUUCGGCGGACCGGUCGACACCCCUCCAUAAUGCCAUUGUACAUGGACAUUCGCAGAUCGCAAGACUUGUAUUUAGGCGAGCCUCAGACAACGAUGUUGACACUAACACAAAGGAAAUGGUGGACAAUGAAGAUCUGCAGAAUAACACAGUUCUACAUUUGGCGGCGUGGAAUAAUGAUGUGAUAACCGCUGAACUUUGUCUUGAAAAUGGCGCUAACGUCAACUCGAAGAAAUGUGACGAAGCUAGUGCACUGCAUUUGGCUGCAAUCCGAGGGAACCUAGAGGUGGCUGAAUUGCUGAUAUCUCGAGGGGCUUUUGUUAACGUUAAAGACGGAGACUCCAAAACACCUCUUCACAGGGCGGCUAUGUUCAACCAAACCAAAUUUAUUGAACUUCUUUUGGCGAAAGAUGCCAAGCUAAAUGCACGUGAUGGCGAAGGCCGCUCGCCAUUCCUGAAUGCAGUUGCUGCCGGUCACGUUGAAGCAGCCAGGGCUCUCCUCCAACAUGGAGCUGACAUCUCUGCAACUGAUUUGCUCAUGAAGACUUGUGUUCACCUCGCGGUAGAGAAUGAACGGCUCAAGAUGCUUGCUAUGCUUUUAGAGACUCGCGCGGGUACUAACAAUUUGUCCAAAGCAGAUCUGUGGGAUAGGGUCCCUUUACACAGUGCUGCCAUUACAAAAGACAUAAAGAUUCUAGAGCUGAUAUUAUCCAAGCAGAAGCAAAUGUCCUACCGAGAUGUGAAUCAGAAAACCCCUGUCCAUCUCGCUGCAGAAUCGUCUUCAUCUAAACACGUUGACUUGUUAAUGAAGCGGAUGUGUGGCGUUAACGAUCGAGACGACCUUGGGCGAACCCCCCUUCAUUGUGCGGCCAGGAAAGGACAGCGGAAAGCUUGUAUAGUACUCUUGAGUAUGGGAGCUGAAAUUAACUGUAGAGACAACAAUUUCCAAACUCCGUUGAUGUUGUCAGUGAAGGGAAACCACGCCAAAUGUGCCGAGCUUUUGCUCGACCACAAAGCUUCUGCUGACCUUUGGGACAACGAUGGUGACUCUGCAUUACACAUGGCAUGCGGGCAGGGGCGUGGAGCUAUCGUGGAACUUCUUCUGGACCGCGGAGCAAGCGUAGUGCUAUUAAAUAAUAGAGAUCAUGCAUGUUUGGAAACGGCAGCUAAAGCGGGCUCCUGCGAGGUCGCCAUGGUAUUUGUGAAGCACAAAAGGUGGACAGAAUUGGAAAAUUACAAAACAUCAACAGGCCAAGAUGCCAUGUCACUCCUUGUUGAGAAUUUUCCAGAUGCAGCUGAAGUUUUGCUCAAUCAUUGCAUGCAUCACUCUCCGCGCCUCAACGUUUCCGAUCCAGACUUUGCGGUUACGUAUAACUUUAAGUAUCUGGAUCCUGGCCCAAACGUUCAAGAUUGCCGUAGAAGAUCCAGAUUCUCAGCUCUUGAAGCCAUGAUCAAGCACAAUCGGCAGAGGCUCCUUCUUCAUCCACUCACGCUGAAGUUCAACCAAAGGAAGUGGAGCACAUUGGGAAGAUAUGUGUUCAUCUCCGAUUUUUUCACGUACCUCUUAUUGAUGAUACUCAUCACUGCAUUUAUAGUUGUUCAGAGGGAGGGCCAAAAUUUCAGACCAGUGAAGAGACAAAUGCCAAGGCCAAGGCAACUUAAAAACGCGAUGGAAGAUGAUGAAGACGACUACAAGCCUAAACCCUCCGAUAUUUAUCCGACGAAAACGCCUUUUACGCAAGCUGCACCAGUUAUAAUUAUGAUAUUAUCCUUAUUCCAUAUCAUUAAAGAAUUUUUCCAGAUUUAUGUUCAACGCUGGAAUUACUUUAAGGACGCGUCCAAUUACCUUGACUGGAUUCUAUAUUUCUCUGCUGCAAUUUUUAUGGUUCCCUAUCUAACUACAGGAGAAAACCUCGACGACUGGUUUGCAAGCAUUUCUGAUCCACGCUUACUCUGGACAACUGGAAUUUUCGCAAUCUUCGUGUGUUACAUGAACAUGAUGCUCUUUCUCAGGAGGUAUCGUUUAUUUGGCACUUACAUCUCAAUGUACAUUGAAGUGACUAAGACGGUUUUCCAGGUGUUGCUGGUUUUUAUUUUCCUCCUCUUUGGAUUUGCCCUGGUGUUCCACAUCCUCUUCAAAGAGCAGACUGGAUUUCACACCGUGCAACACUCUUUACUGCGUGUAAUGGUUAUGAUGAUUGGGGAGCUGGACUUUGGCUCAAUCUUCAUUGAUUCAAUCGAUGAAUACAGGAACGAUAAAAAGGAGCGGCCGUUAAAUCCAUUUCCACAAGUUGGGUUCUUCUUCAUCUUCCUAUGUUUGAUUUUACUGGCCGUUGCACUCAUGAAUCUCUUGGUCGGUUUGGCUGUUGGGGAUACUGAGCAAAUGAAGAAGUUUGCAACAGUGAGAAGAUUGGCCAUGCAAAUUGAGUAUCAAAUUGCAAUAGAAGAAGCCUAUCCUUCUUUUAUCAUCCGCAGAGUCUACCAGAUGGUUUACGUCGAAAAACCAAACAAACACUCGAGACGCAAAAGAGUAAUAGACUGGUUAUAUGCAUGGAUUGAUGAAGCCACUCCAGAGCCAGUUGAUGAUGAAGACAGCAAGCCAAAUGAACUUGCCGUGCUACACGAAGAGAUGACGAAGAACAAGAAAAGGAUCAAGACGAUGAUGGAAAUGCUAGAAGCACAAAACAAUUUGCUUAGAAGUCUAGCACACAGAAUAGACCCCAGCUUUGAGCUACCGCAAGGGAAUGAGGAGGCCAGGGGAGGACGUCGCAUGGAUGGUGUGGAUGGUCCAGAUGGCAAACAUGGCCCAUCACGUGAAGGAGGAACAGAAAGCGAAGUACCGACGGAUGACACAAGCGCAGAAUUCACAAGGGAAGACAAGGCAUCAAAUUCUCUCUUCGAGGGUGGCUUUUCAAAAGUGUUUGAGAAUUCCUACGCCUGGAAGCUGGUGAUCCAAGAAAACCCGGCAACAUUGCUGCGGCUAAGAAACAUGUCGAUCAAAAAUAACCUCCGAAAUAAAUAUCUACUUUCACCGAUGGAAGACGAAACCAAUGGAAACACUAACGUCGGUGAAGACCGAAAGAAAGCUCCUUUCGUGAGCAAAGAGAGACUAAAUUUGGAAAUGAGCGAACUUGGAAAGCCAAUUAUCUCUCGAGCCACCGGUUUGUUCGAAGCUGUGCGCGAUGGUAUAGUAAACGUUGUCAGUGAACAGCUCAGCCGAAAGGAAAAUGCCAAAACUAUUGAUGAAUUAGAUCAGUCGGGACUUGCUAUGCUCCAUCAUGCAGCCCGUUAUGAUCGAGUUCACGUCGCUAAAUCGUUGCUGGAGCACCACGCACGUAUCGAUGUUCCAACCAGAGAAGAAAACCUUACACCGCUUCACAUCGCUGCAAGAUUCAAUUGCACGGCAACCGUUCAGUUGUUGAUUGAAAGAGGUGCCAACCCCGCUUUGGCAUCAAAAAAUGGUAACACGGCGUUACACUUCGCAGCACGCCGGGGGAAUGAUCAGGUGGCAAAGCUUUUGUUACGUCAUGCCAAAGUUGACGUCAAUUCGAAGGACUCCUCUCAUAUGACUCCACUACACUUGGCCUGUGUUAGUGGAAACAUGGCCAUUUCAAAGAUGCUUCUUGAAGAGGGGGCAGAUAUACGGGCUAAAUCGACGGAGCUAAUGACCCCUCUUCAUACUGCAGUGUACAACGGCAACUCCGCAAUAGCUUCUCUUAUUUUGCAAACUGCCACUGAGAGGAGACAAAAUAUCACUGAGCUUGUGGAAGACCGAGAUAUAAAUAAUAACACAGUCUUACAUCUAGCAGCUGGAGCAAAUGAUCUCAAAACAGCGAUGGUGUGUCUGCAAAACGGGGCAGACAUAAACGCGCUCAAAUCGAAUAAUGAGACAUCUUUGUACGUGGCAACAGUGAAAGGAAACUUGCAGAUGGUAAAAUUAUUGUUACAGAAAGGAGCUGAUGUAAAUAUUAAAAAUGCUGACUCCAAAACUGUUCUUCACAGAGCGGCUGUGUUCAACCGUGAUGACAUCAUUUCCUUUCUUCUCGAUAACGGAGUAGGUUUUGACACACGUGAUGCACAAAGCAAUACGCCUUUCCUAGAUGCAGUAGCGGCUGGUCAGACAAGGUGUGCUCGAGUGCUUCUUCAAAGGGGAGCUGACGUCAAAGCAUCUGACAUCUUCAUGAAGAACUGUAUUCACCUGGCAGUGGAGAACGAAAAUUUGGAAACACUUCAAAUGCUCCUGGAGGAAAAUUCUGUCUUAUCCAACCUUUACAGGCCAGAUGUCAACGAGAGAGUUCCGUUGCAUUAUGCAGCUACGGUGAAAGACAUCAGGAUAAUGGGUGCACUUUUGGACAAACAAACACGGUUCACUUUCCACGAUGAAACGCAGCAAACUCCCCUCCACCUUGCUGCUCAGUAUGGAAUGUAUGAACAGGUGGAAGCACUGGCUCGUCGAAUAGCCUCUGGACUGAAUGACCGGGACGAAAAAGGAAGAACCCCACUUCAUUAUGCAGUCAUGAGUGGUCACAGGAAAGUUUGUCACACUUUUUUGAAACUUGGAGCGGACGUUAGCACCAAAGACAACGACUCCUGGACACCAUUGAUGUGGGCGUCAAGCCUGGGCUGGGCAAAAUCAUGUCAAGAGUUGCUCGAUAUGCAAGCAUCUCCGGAUGACGUCAACAGUGAGGGUGACACUGCAUUGCAUAUUGCUUGUAAACAAGGUCACAUCGGCAUUGUAAACUUGCUGAUGGAAAAUGGGGCAAGUUUAACUGUUUGCAACACCCAGGGGCUCACGUGUUUAGAAGUUGCAGUUCGAACAGGGAACAGCGAUGUAGCCAUGGCUAUGGUAAAAAACUCAAGAUGGUCAGAAAUAAUGGAGCAUAAGGACAUGCAGGGCCAUACACCAAUGAGGCUGCUGAUAGAGCACUUCCCAGACAGUGCAGAGCUGCUGAUGGACAGAUGUAUCGUGCGAUCGGAAAUGACAAACACAAACGAUCCGCAGUUCUCUAUUACCUAUGACUUUCGCCUCCUUGACCCAGGUCCGGAUGAUCCGGCUUUUGUGCACGGGAGACGUUUUUUCGGACCCAUCACCAUGGUGAAACAUGAACAAAAGAAACUGCUUCUUCACCCACUAACACAGGCGCUCUUGAAUCAAAAGUGGUCAAAAUUUGGUCGAUUCAUAUACUACUUAAACUUUUUUUCAUACUUGAUCUUUGUUGGUCUCUACUCGGCUUUCAUCAUCAACGUAAGGGAACUGCAGACGUUUUCAAACGUCGAAGUUUGCGAUGAAGAUGAGGAAUCUAGUGGAGAUCUUUUGUAUUGUGAACCGGCGUCGGAUAUUUAUGACACAGUGACGGAUUUCAGCAAAGGAUUCUCGUAUGUAAUAUUUGGUAUCGCAAUUGUCCAUCUUGUAAAAGAGAUUUUACAGAUUCUGAUACAGAGAUUUAGGUACUUCACGGAUUUAAGCAAUCUACUGGAAUGGGCGCUGUACGGGACCACCUUCGCUUUCCUGUUGCCAUAUGUCUUGCCCGAUAUAGUCAUCGAUGAUUGGUUCAGCAAAAUGACAGAUCCUUUCCUUAUUUGGCAAGUUGGCGUCACCUCAAUAUUCCUCUGUUACGCAAACUUGGUUUUGUUUCUCCGUCGGUUUCGUAUGUUUGGAAUUUACGUCACCAUGUUUGUGGAGGUCACAAAGACAGUUUUUAAAGUCCUACUGGUCUUCCUCAUCUUUAUCUUUGGUUUUACAAUUGUUUUCUACGUCCUCUUCAAAGAGCUGGAUUCCUUUAAAAAUCCAGGUAUCGCCUUCAUAAAGGUGAUAGUGAUGAUGAUUGGAGAGCUUGAAUUCGAUGACACCUUCGUUGAGACUAUCGGGAAAAAUACCACGACUGGGGCACGAAAGAAUCCCUUUCCUGAAACUUCCUUUAUAUUCCUUACUUUAUUUGUACUUCUGAUGGGCAUCGUUUUGAUGAACCUGUUGGUUGGUCUUGCUGUGGGAGAUAUUGAUACCAUUCAACAGAGUGCCACUCUAAAAAGGUUGGCCAUGCAAGUUGAGUUUGUAGCAGAGAUUGAGCAAAGCUAUCCACGGUUCUUCACAAGGCAACUGUACCAUCCAACUGUAACUUUGAGACCUAAUCGAUCCAGUCGCUUGAGAAGGUAUGAGCAAUUACACGAACAAUCUCGUACGCUCCGACAAAUAGGAAAAAGGUUGAUGGCUCUCCUUGGGUUAACAAGGUAUGCAAAACCCAGCCGUGGCCCUCCUGAUAACGAAGAAGAAUCUAAGGCCUCCGAGUAUACUGAAGUACGGAAGCAGCUCGACAAAACUAAAAAACGCGUCAAGGCGUUGGUGAAUGUGAUUGAGGUUCAGAACGCAUUAUUGCGACGAUUGGCCAUAAAGAUUGAUCCCGAUGCUGAGAUGGAAAUAGAUGAGAUUAGACCCACUCUGGGUGACGAGCGGGUAGCGUUAGGCUGCACGAUGAAUUCCACGACGACGUUCGAGUACACCGACUCGCCUUUCUUGGGUCGACAUAACACAGUAGUCAGCAAAGCGGACUUACUUGAAGGCGACUUCGAACUCACGCAGUUCAAGUUAGCGGCCCCAUCAGAUCGAACGCAAGAAAUCCGCGAAAUCAUCCAAGACGGGAAAGUAGCCGAAUUGAAAGAUUAUCUGUCGGAGAAUAAGAACGUUAAGCUGAUAAACGAUUUGGAUGAUCAUGGUUUCUCUCUGCUACAUGUAUCAGUGCGAUGGAAUCGAGUCGAGAUGACACGAAUAUUGAUCGAUCAUGGAGCUGAAGUCGACAUUCGUUUAAAAAACUCAUCAACACCCUUACAUGUUGCGGCGAGAAUGGCCAUUUGUAGGUUUAACUGCCCUGAAGUUGCUGAAGUUCUCCUCAGUUCUGGCGCCCGCCCAUCACUAGUUGACUCUUUGAACAACAACGCCCUGCAUCACGCAGUGCGAAGACGCAAUAAAGAAAUGGUGUACAUGCUGGUGCGAGACACAGAUAUCGACGUAAACGCCAAGACACAGGUUGGGCUGACUGCCUUGCAUCUAGUCUGCAUCAACGGUGAUCAAGAAAUUUGCCAAACCUUGCUGCGUCACGGGGCGGACAUUACAGCGAAGACCGCUGAACUUAGCACCCCAUUGCAGGUUGCUAUAUUCAGUUGUAACACAAGUCUUGCGGAGAUGCUGAUUAAACAAGCUUCAUCGCAACUCCUUGAUGUUAAAGAAUUUCUCAAUGAGCCUGAUGUGGACCAGGAUUGCGCUUUGCAUUUGGCAGCGGAAAGUAGAAACGUGAAGUCGGUGGAACUGUGUUUAAAAUACGGCGCUAACGUCAACGCUCAGAGAAGUAGCUUGAUGACACCCCUUCAUAUUGCAUCAAUGAGAGGUGACCUAGAAAUAGUGAAAAUUCUGUGUGGAAAAGGAGCUGAUAUACACAUAAAAGACAACGAGAAGAAAACUUCAUUACAUAGGGCAGCCUAUGAGAAUCGUACCGAGGUUAUCAAGUUCCUCAUCAGUUUGGGCGCCCCACUUGACAGUAAAGCCAAUGACAAUCGCACGCCUUUCCUAGAGGCAGUGGUUGCUGGCAGUGUGGAAAGCGCUCGGCUCCUCCUUGAUUCUGGUGCAGACGCGUUCGCUAGCACGUCAGAAAUGAAGAACUGCCUACAUCUGGCGGUCGACAAUGGCCAUCUGGAAAUGGUACAACUUCUUCUGGAGAAUAAGAAAGCUAAAGAAAAUCUAUACAAAUCAGACACAUUUGAACGAGUUCCUCUUCACAAUGCAGCUAUUUAUCCUGAUAUUAAGAUUCUGGAACUCCUAUUAACUAAGUAUUCCCGAGCGUGUUUUCAAGACCAGCUUCAGCAGACACCACUUCAUCUUUCUGCUCAAAGCGGCCGAUUCGCACAUAUCGAGGCCUUGGGUAGAGCCAUGGCCGGCAUCAAUGAAAGAGAUGAUGAUGGAAUGACACCCAUUCACUUAGCGGCAAUGAAAGGAAACAGGAAGGCCUGUCAGGUACUUGUUCGCCUCGGUGCUGAUGUCAACGCGAGGGACAACGAUCGCUGGUCACCUUUGAUGUGGGCGGCGAGAUCAGGAUGUGAAAAAACCUCCCAGGAGCUCAUAAAAAAGAAAGCUGUUCUUGAUCACUUCAACAAUUCGGGAAACACUCCUUUGCACAUUGCAUCAUCGCAUGGCAAUGUCAGAGUGAUGGAACUGCUGUUAAGUUCUGGUGCCAAGGUGUGCGUGCAAAAUAAUCUGGGGCAGACAUGUCUAGAUGUGGCAGUGCGUUCUGGUGCAGGUGAUGUGGCUCUAAUGAUGGCUCAGCACCGAAGAUGGCGAGAAAUUCUGGAUUGUCGCAGCCCAAACCACAACUCACCCAUGAAAAUAUUGAUAGAACAUUUCCCUGAGGCUGCCAGUCUUGUCAUGGAUCAUUGUAUCAAACGCUCGUCUCACAUUCGAACAGAUCCGAACUACACAGAGUCUUACGAUUUCCAUCUUCUCGACCCGGGUCCUGAUGACGAGGCAGACCUAAAUGGAAACCGUUUCUUCGGUCCCAAGACGAUGGUAAAAUUUAACCGUGAAGAUCUUCUUCUGCAUCCCCUAACGCAGAAACUAUUAGAUGUAAAAUGGGCUUCAUUCGGAAGAUAUAUAUACUACUUCAAUCUCAUAGCCUAUUUGGUAUUCCUGAUAACGUAUACCAUAUUCAUUGUCACGGAAAGAGAAGCUCAAGAUUUCAAUCCACGUAAAAGCGAGAAUGGAACUGAGAAAGUAAAAGCGUCAGAGAUUUUUACCAGGGCAACUGCUUUUAAUGGGGCGGUGUUGUUCGUCGCUUUGAUAUUUGCAGCUGUCCACAUUGCCAAAGAAAUUUUUCAGCUCUUCGUCCAAAGGCGUCGUUACUUCACCGACGCUUCAAACAUGACAGAAUGGGCUCUGUACUUGUCAACACUCCUUUUCAUAUUGCCUUACUUAUUGAGACCCGAAGAAUUAGACGAAUCUCUCGGCAGCUUCAAAAAUCCACGGAAUUUAUGGAUUGCUGGAAUUAUCUCCAUCUUCCUGUGCUACGUUAAUGUGAUUUUAUUCCUGAGACGAUUUCAGCCUUUUGGAAUUUACGUUUCUAUGUUUUUAGAGGUCUUCAAGACAGUGGCAAGAGUGUUUGUGGUCUUCUUCAUAUUCAUCAUUGCAUUCGCCAUAGUCUUCUUUAUCCUCUUUAAAGAGCAGGAAUCGUUUAGUACACUUGGGUUGUCCAUCGUCAAAGUGUCCGUUAUGAUGGUGGGGGAGUUUGAGUACGAUACUGCGUUCAUAAGUAGCAUCGACGAAAGUAAUGACGAAACAAGAAAUCCUCUGAAUCCAUUUCCAGAGAUAGCACUCAUCUUCAUGUUCGCCUUUCUCUUCCUAAUGGCGAUUAUACUUAUGAACCUCCUGGUUGGUUUAGCGGUGGGUGAUAUCGAAUCUGUGCAAAGGACCGCCACCCUUCAGCGCAUGGCAAUGCAGGUUUCCUUUGUGGCCGAAGUCGAAAACAAGUACCCAAGAUUUAUUACGCGUAGAAUUUACAAGCCAUCAUUGGAGAUAAAACCAAACGUAUAUAGAGGCAAAUUUAAGAGUUUUCACGCCUGGUUGAAAGGCCAAGGGAGACUUUUCGACGAAUCAUCAUCCUUAACGUCUUCAGCAGCGAUGACAGAAACGACCAUAUCCGACAUUCAACAGCAAGUAAGCAAGACAAAGAAACGUGUGAAGACCUUGAUACGAACAGUGGAACUUCAAAAUCGACUGUUAGCGACCAUCGCCAGACAAAUGAAUCUAAAUGUCGAAAUGGACGACUUGAAUGUUGGGCACUGGGUAAAGCCGCAAUCGACAUAUGACGAGAAAAGUGAGGAGGAAAAAGACGACACUGUAUAUCAUUUGGCAAGACUGUAGCCUGUCAAGCGCUUUGCUAGUGAUGAAUAAAUCAGUGCUUCAAAAUAA